Sporisorium graminicola is the source of this 360-nucleotide messenger RNA. RefSeq lists its product as uncharacterized. Gene Ontology annotation, biological process: regulation of mitotic cell cycle. Gene Ontology annotation, molecular function: protein kinase binding; cyclin-dependent protein serine/threonine kinase activator activity; histone binding. NCBI's taxonomy places the organism in Eukaryota, Fungi, Basidiomycota, Ustilaginomycetes, Ustilaginales, Ustilaginaceae. The coding region runs from base 1 to 360 and encodes 119 amino acids. The transcript is spliced from 4 exons. The record is from RefSeq and is a predicted model, not a curated record. Gene Ontology annotation, cellular component: cyclin-dependent protein kinase holoenzyme complex; SCF ubiquitin ligase complex.
AUGUCCAAGGAAGAGGCGGCCAAGGAGCCUACUUACGACGACUAUGUCGAGCGUAUUCACUACAGCGACAAGUACAACGACGACGAGUGGGAGUACAGACACGUCAUCCUGCCCAAACCAAUGCUCAAACUGCUCCCCGAAUCCUUCUUCGACCCAUCCGAACCCGGCGUCUUGCGAAUUUUGACCGUCAAGGAGUGGCGAGAUAUCGGCAUUACACAGAGCAUGGGCUGGGAACACUACGAGGUGCAUGCGCCCGAACCGCACAUUUUGCUUUUCCGCCGAGAGAAGGACUUUUUGGAGAAGUACCAGGCACAAGCGCAAGCGCAAGCAGCAGUACAACAGGCGAAUGGUAAAAAGUGA